Molecule: messenger RNA, 858 nt
Organism: Tetrahymena thermophila SB210
Lineage: Eukaryota; Ciliophora; Oligohymenophorea; Hymenostomatida; Tetrahymenidae
Product: transmembrane protein, putative
Exons: 2
Molecular function (GO): zinc ion binding
Source: RefSeq, a predicted model, not a curated record
AUGUAGGUUGUUCCUAUUUUAGCUCAUUAAACUUCAAAUUUUUCAAAUCUCUUCACUUAAAAUACCUUAGAAAAUCCAUCUAAGAUACAUUCAGUUGGAGCAGUUAAUAAUUUUUAGACAUUCUAAGCUUCUAUGGUAAGCGUAAAUGUUUUACAAUCUUCUUAAAGCAAAGAUGAUCUUUGCAGCUAAAAAAACAUGAAUUAACUCACAGCUGAUAAUAAGUAAGCAGAUAAUCAAGUAAAUGAUAAGUAAUAAGUAAUAACUCCUUGUAGAUAAAGACAUAAUUCUGAUGUGACGUCUCACAUUUGUUGGUUUUGUAAAGAGUUACCAAAGGCAGGAGAUCCUUUUUUAUGUAAUUGUAAAUGUUAGGGAAGUAAUUUAAUUCACGCAGCAUGCCUGAUGAAAAUAGCUGAAGAUGAAAUCAAAAAAAAAAAAAAAUCUAAAAAGAGCAAGAAGGAUUUGGUCACUGAGCAUAGCUGUUCAAUUUGUAAAUAUAAAUUUAAAUCGAUUAUAAAAUACACUCUUCGUUUUGAUUUCUCUGUUACAAUCAAUAACUUUGUGCUUAUUUUAUUAGGUCUAAUAAGCCUUAGCUUUUCUAUUGCGUUAAUAAUCAUAUGCUAUAAAGCCUUCUUUAAAGUUAUACCGAAGCAGCUAGAAUUAAUUAGUGAUAUAAAAGAUAAAUUAAUUAUUUAUUUAUAUGACCAAGAAAAGGAAACAUAUUUCUAUGACCAAACCCUCAGUCUCAGUUUGUAUUAAAAAGAAAAUAAAACAAUUCCUCAAACCAUCAACACGUAGCAUAAGAGUCCUAAUCAAAAAAAUGAUAUUUAAUAUUUUAAUAUCUAAGAACAACAAUUAUGA